AAAAAAAAAAGAGAGAGAAAAUGGCAGAACGCCGCAAUUCAAUAAAGAUAGAAUGUCAAAAAGAACAAUUAGCACAUGAUGAAAAGGACUUUUCAGAUAAGCAGACAAUUAAUUUUAUGAAUGAAUUUAAAGAAGAUCAUCUAUCUAUCGAAUCAGGAACAGAUAGACUUGAAUUAUUGCAACCGCCUGAUGGCGGAAAAGCCUGGCUAGUUUUAUUUGGCUGUUUCUGUGGUAUAUUUUGCACGUAAAUAUUAUGAUACAUCUAAAUAGGAUAUUUAAAGAAAAAUAUACAUAUGUAUAACAUGAUUAAUAGACAGGGUUACAAUUAUGUAUGGGGCAUUUUUUUGAAUUACUAUAACAAGUAUAUUUUUCCAGAUCAAAUGACAGCUUUAUCAUGGAUUGGAUCAUUAUGGCUAGCUUUAGCAAAUAUUGUGGGUCCGUUUUAUAGUUGGUUUGCUGUAAAAGUAGGUUACAAAUGGAUGUUGAUAACUGCAGUAGUGCUUUGGUCACUAGGAAUUAUGUUGGCCAGUAUAGCAACACAGAUUUGGCAUUUAUAUUUAACACAAGGUGUAUUAAUGGGGAUUGGAGCUUCUUUAGUUUGGUUUCCAUGUGUUAGCGCUGCUCAGCAAUGGUUUUCAAAACGUAGAGGAUUAAGUGUAGGUAUAGCAAUUUCAGGCUCAGGCUUUGGUGGACUUAUUCUUUCAAAUGUGAUACAAGCCAUUAUUGACAAUCUGGGAUAUCAAUGGGCACUUCGUAUUGUUGGUUUUAUAUCUUUUGUGUUAUUGUCUAUCUCUGUUUUUACUGUACGACCUCUGAAUCCACCUCAAAAAAGCGAUAUUAAGAUCUUUAACCUUCAACCUUUCCGUAAUAUUCAAUUCAACUUGCUAUUUGCCAUUCAAUUCAUUGGUAACUUUGCUUUUAAUGUGCCAUCUAGUUUCUUACCUGCCUAUGCUGAUUAUCUUGGAUUAGAUCCUUGGAUUGGUACAAAUAUGUCUGCUAUUAUUUCAGGCGUUAUGAUCGUUGGUAAGAUCUCGAGUGGUUUCAUUAGCGAUUUUGUAGGAAGAGCCAAUAUGACAUUUAUCACAACUACAUUGACGGGUGUCAUGUGUCUUGCUGUUUGGCUUGUAGUGACGACGCCAGCUGGUAUCUGGGCUUUUGCUGCCAUGUUUGGCUACUUUGGUGGUGGAUACCUUGUGAUGGUCCCUGCACUUUUAGGUCAAGUGAUUGGAAUGGAUGAUAUUGAAGCUGCAAAUGGUCUAUUGUUCUUUGCUUGGUUCUUUGGUGGUCUCUUUGGUUCACCGAUUUGUUCUGCUUUAAUCAAUGAUGCUAGUGGUCAUCCUACCUAUAAUUAUGCCAUCAUCUUUGGUGGCGUUCUCAUGGUGUUUGCUGGUCUAUUGGCUUGGGUUGUGCGUGUGAUAAGAGGGGGCUGGAACCCGUUUAUCAAAGUCUAAAUUAUCAUAUUCCACAUAGUAUACAUACAAAUAUAUAUAUAUAUAUUCUUGUAUUUUUAUUUUUAUUUUUUUUAUUAGAAAUAAGGAAAUAUCUUUAAUGUAUUAUACAUAUUGACAAUUAAA
This is a messenger RNA of Cokeromyces recurvatus, 1574 nucleotides long. RefSeq names its product major facilitator superfamily domain-containing protein. The transcript has 5 exons. Bases 294 to 1451 code for a protein of 385 amino acids. Gene Ontology annotation, biological process: transmembrane transport. The record is from RefSeq and is a predicted model, not a curated record. Gene Ontology annotation, cellular component: fungal-type vacuole membrane. Lineage: Eukaryota; Fungi; Mucoromycota; Mucoromycetes; Mucorales; Mucoraceae. Gene Ontology annotation, molecular function: transmembrane transporter activity.